Astrephomene gubernaculifera is the source of this 1552-nucleotide messenger RNA. The record is from the annotation of a GenBank genome assembly. Lineage: Eukaryota; Viridiplantae; Chlorophyta; Chlorophyceae; Chlamydomonadales; Astrephomenaceae.
AACUGCCUUCAAUUCUAUCGAUAACAGUUUGAUCCUAAGUUACACUUUAUCUACUCGUGACUUAUCUUAUGCGGACCACCUCCUGUCAUGCGACGGUCCCCCUGGUUUCACUUUUACCCUAACUGUCAAGCACCUAUGAUAUAGGAUGCUUUAAACUACCACAAGCCAGUACUGCGUGUGGAAGACUUAACACAGCGCUGAUGUUUGACGGAGCCAUUGUGUGCGCAUUGUUUGCAAAAAUCUCUGAGGGAGCUAUGCCUGAUGGGACAGAAUCGCCAUAAUUAUGGCAAAGGUGGCUAUGGUAGCCAGUACAGACAGCGAUGCAGUGUUUGCUUUGAGCCAUGCUGCGAGGGACCAUGCUUCCAGGACCACUGCAGUUCCGUGCAUCGAAAGGGUCUUGCGCUCGGAGGUCAAGUGUGCAGCCUGCAACGUGCACGCCAGCGCACUGUGCAAGCAAGUCCCACGCGCAGGGCCGGCCGUGGCGGCAGCAGCAUGUAGCGGCGGGGCAGGAUGGAUUGGCGGGGGCGGCACUAGCAUGCAGCGCGAGCCAUCAGCUGUGGCCAGCCCCACGCGCAGGGCCGGCCGUGGCGGCAGCGGCAUGUAGCGGCGGGGCAGGAUGGAUUGGCGGGGGCGGCACUAGCAUGCAGCGCGAGCCAUCAGCUGUGGCCAGCAGCCCCACGCGCAGGGCCGGCCGUGGCGGCAGCGGCAUGUAGCGGCGGGGCAGGAUGGAUUGGCGGGGGCGGCACUAGCAUGCAGCGCGAGCCAUCAGCUGUGGCCAGCAGGCCUGCGAGAAAGGAGCGGAAGGAGGCUGGCAAGCCUGCUGCGGUGGAUGUACCUGACUGUAUCACGGGGCAGCUCACCCUCCUGCUCGGAAGCAUCACCAUCGCGAGCAGCAAACACCCAGCAUGUCAGUGAAGACCACAAUGCGCGAGGGGGCAGGCAGCCAGCACGAUGGGCUGGCGGGCGCCGCAGUGGACGGCGGCAUGCCUGGGGAUAUAGCCCUGGUGGUUCAGCGGCGGCCCAAGAAAACGAGGAGGAGCGACUGCCCCGUGUUCGUGGCGAGCAGGACACAGCUCGGCAGCCCGCCAAGCCUUCUGCGAGAGGCGCAAGGAAGCAAGCAGGCGAUCCGGAGCCGGAGCUUGAGCCUGCCCAGUGUAGUGGCAGAUAGACCGCGGUGCACAUAGCGGUACGGGAAGCAAAGGUAGCUAGCUACUGCGGUACGGGAAGCUUAGGGAGCGUAUUGGGAUUCAUAUAAGGGGGAUAAGGGGUGGGGGCAUCGCCUUGCGCAACUGCGAACUAGGUUGUUUUAGUUGCAAGACGGUGGUUAUGACUGGGUAGAGGAUAGCUGAGGUAUGGCGCGUGUGACGGGAGUGCGCAUGUGUGCGGCAUGCGUGUGCAUGUGUGGCAUCUCAUGGAAGAAGGUUCAUAAGUAUGGCAUUGCGGAGGACUAGUUUGGUAGAAGACGACAAUCUCAUGGCUGGAACAUGCACAGUACUAAGUGUGCACUGAGGAUCCAUGCGCGUGCUUUUGCGGCGCCCCAGACUCCAGGCGG